AUGAAGUUCCUCGCAACUGCCGUGCUGGUGGGCCUCACGCUGGCGGAAACGCUCGACGUGGCGUGCCCGACCGUCACCAAGUCGAUCCUCAACCCAGACUGCAACAAGGCAUGCGGCUCGGCCGACUGUUCGUUUGUGACGACGGUGCAGAACCCAUGCGGCUGCCCCACCGCCGUGCCAACGGCGACUCUCCUCGCGCCCUGCGAGGCCGGCUGCCCAUACGACGGGUGCCGCGUCGAGUACCGGAGCGUGCAGCAGACGUGCUCCACGACGACGCAGCAGACCCGCAGGCCGCGCCCGACAAGCAGCACCUCGUCGACGACGUCCUCCCAGGCGACGGUCGUCACCGGGAUCACGACCCUGCCGCCGAAGGUGACGCCCACGACGGCCGCCUGCCCCACGGUGACGGUGCACUCCCAGCCGGCCGACUGCGCGCCCCUGCGGUGCCCGGUGCCGACCUGCUACGUGCGGGAGACCAUGGAGGUGCCCUGCGGCUGUGACCCCCAGACUUUGCUGUACGUGGAGGGCUGCUCGACCGUGUGCGACGAGGGCUGCGCGACGCGGACGUCUACCGUCAGCCAGGAAUGUGCGAGGGCAACUGGCCUUCAAUAG
Molecule: messenger RNA, 612 nt
Organism: Phialemonium atrogriseum
Lineage: Eukaryota; Fungi; Ascomycota; Sordariomycetes; Cephalothecales; Cephalothecaceae
Exons: 2
Coding region: 1-612 (203 amino acids)
Source: RefSeq, a predicted model, not a curated record